Molecule: messenger RNA, 3188 nt
Organism: Nilaparvata lugens (brown planthopper)
Lineage: Eukaryota; Metazoa; Arthropoda; Insecta; Hemiptera; Delphacidae
Product: putative sodium-dependent multivitamin transporter
Exons: 11
Coding region: 488-2296 (602 amino acids)
Biological process (GO): transmembrane transport; sodium ion transport
Cellular component (GO): membrane
Molecular function (GO): symporter activity
Source: RefSeq, a predicted model, not a curated record
CACAAAUCAGUCUUGCCUCAUCAGAGCCAGUGAGUGUAUGUGUUGUGUUGUGAGUGUUUCUGUGUAGAAUAAUAGAUUUCUUCAAAACUGAACUAAUUCAGAUUUUAAUAAUAAUUGACAAAGACUCAAAACUUGUGAGAUUCUAGGAAAAGAGAAAUGUUGUGUCUCAACUCGAUUUUGAAGUACGGUAGAGAAAAAUGAAGAAUCAGUAUUAUCAGAAAAGAAAAACAAUGAUUUUAUUAGUUGGUUGUCGUCUGAGCAAGCUUUAUUACUACUUAUUCGAUCGCAACUAUAGAAUACAAAAGUUGUAGCAUUAUCAAAUGAACAUGAUUGUUUUGUCUGUGAUAAGAGUGUUAUAAACACAAGUGAAAAAGUGUUACAUGAUCCUUAUUUGAAACUCGAAUUUGUAGUUUUUAUAGUGUUCACCUCAACUACUGUACCCACAAUCGCAUAACAAUAAAUUGGAUCAAGUGUAGAAUUUUACAAGAUGAAUAAUUUUACAAAGCAGACACUUGGUUUAGCAGAUUAUAGCGUUUGCCUAAUUACUCUCCUUAUUUCAACUGGAAUAGGAGUUUUCUUCAGCUUCACGGGUGGAAAGCAGAAAACCAACAAGGAAUACCUUUUAGCAGACAAAAAACAACCACUUUUUUCCGUAGCUGUCUCAUUGAUGGCAAGUUUCAUAUCGUCAAUCACGAUGCUUGGGAUUCCUCCUGAAUUCUAUGCUCGUGGCACACAGUUUGCUCUGAUUGAUUUGGGUUACGUCCUGCUUGCACCAGUGGCUGCGCAUCUCUACAUUCCUGUUUUUUUCAAGCUGCAAGCAACAUCCGCAUAUGAGUACUUAUCAAGGAGAUUCGGUCACCUAGCACGGCUCAUGGCUUCAUGCCUGUUUCUGGUUCAGAUGGUUUUGUACAUGGGUGUAGUGCUGUAUGCUCCGGCCGUCGCUCUCAAUGCACUCACCACCUUAUCUCAGAACUGGUCAAUUCUGGUGAUUGGUCUUGUGUGCACUGUCUAUUCAACGCUUGGAGGAAUGAAAGCUGUCAUUGCCACUGAUGUAUUUCAAGCUCUUCUCAUGUAUGCUGCUAUAUUUCUGGUGAUAGCUUCAGCUUCAAUGAGAAUAGGCUUUGGAACAAUCUGGCGAAUAGCUGAAGAGAGAGGAAGAGUCCAGUUUUUUGAUUUCAGCUUUGAUCCGACAACCCGGCAUACUUUCUGGAGCUUGUCUAUAUCGGGAGGAAUGCAAUUCUUGUCCCUCUAUGCAGUUAAUCAAAAUCAGGUGCAACGAUACCUGAGUGUGAAAGAUGUGAACACAGCAAUCAAGGCCCUCUACCUCUCCACUCCGAUAUUCUGUCUGCUAUCUCUGACAACAAUGUUCAGUGGGCUUGCUGUAUUUGCAGUGUACAAGGAUUGUGAUCCAGUCAAGGACGGACGUAUACAUAGCACUGACCAACUAUUACCACUGUACAUAUUGGAAACAGUAGGAAAUUGGCCAGGCGCUACUGGGAUUUUUGUCUCUGGAAUAUUCUCCGGGGCUCUCAGUACCGUUUCAUCAUUACUCAAUUCUCUCGCUGCUGUCACGUUGGAGGAUUUCAUCAAGCCAGGCUAUUAUUACAUUAAAAAGAAACCACUCGAAGAAGCUCAAAAUACAGUUCUCCUAACAAAAGUGCUGUGCUUCUUGUAUGGCUUGAUCUGCCUAGGAAUAGCCUUUUUAGCACAAUAUGUUGAAUCUAUUCUACAAACCACACUCACAAUCUUCGGUGCUGCUGGGGGACCUUCACUUGGAAUCUUCACACUGGGCAUGUUUGUUCCUUUAGCAAACGAGUUUGGAGCAGUGAGUGGGUUGAUAUGUGGAUUGGCGGCUACUCUUACAUUGGGCUUUGGAGGGCCGAAACCUCCACUCGUCAACUUGCCUGUUUCAGUGGAAGGAUGUGCAUCCGCAAUCACCACUCCCACCACCCCUGUAUCCAUCAUCAACUUCACAACUACCAUCAUAAACAAUGCAACUACUUCUAUCACUAAAGAGCAGCACUACAAUUACCUCUUUCGAAUAAGUUAUCUGUGGUACAUUGUGAUUGGAUUUGUGGUAACCAUGAUUGUUGGGACACUUGUGAGUCUCGCUGUCAAUAUGAUGACAUCCGAUUCUAAGCAACUCGAUCCAGAUCUAUUCACACCGCCGGUUGCAGCAUACAUCAAAAAACAUUACUGUUAUCAAGUCAGCAAAAGUGGGACACACAUGACAAGAAAAUAUGGAAAAAUGAAAACGAUGAAGACAUUAAAACACGGUGAUACUUCUGCUCUAUGAUGAAACAUAAUUACUAUCCAAAUCACUUCGCCUUCUGGAGUAAUCUGAAGAUUACGACUGUUGAGAAUGAAAAUCGGAGAUACACUACUCAUUUCUCAGUGAUCAUCAAGUUACAUCAUCUGAACCAGAAUGUGAACAAAGGCCUACUUGUACUUGUAUGUCUAUGCAUGACACAAAUAUUAAUUUAUUAUCUUGAUAAGAUUAUGAUAAUAGUUAGAACUGCCAUUCGGCAACAAUCAGUAUUGAGGAAUUCAUUUAAUUUAAUACAAUGUAUUUUAUUUAAAAUUACGAGGGUCAUUCAAUAAGUAACGAGACAAAUUACAAAUUUUCAAAAACGGCUAAAUUGAUUCAUAUAAUACUUUCACGACAUAAAGUUGGCAUCCUUGCAAUAACAUCUGAUCAGUUGUUCCACUAUAUUUCGUAAAUAUAAUUGCAAAUUGACUCAGUUAACAAUGGCAAGUCUGCUGGAGAAUUGCACCGUGGAAGAACAAUGUGCUGUGAUCAGAUUUUUAGUUGCAGAAGGCGAGAAAGGUAGUUAAAUCCACAAAAGAAUGUUAAAAGUGUAUGAAGAACAUUGUUUGGAUCGUUCAAACAUUUACAAAUGGGUGGAACAGUUUCAAAGUGGCCGUUCAAAAGUUUGUGACAAUCAACGCAGUAGACGAUCAAUUAAAAGUUGAGACUUUCUCUGUCGAAUCACGGAUUUAUUCUUUAAUUCGGGACAAUAGACAUUUCACUGUUGAAUUUAUAAGUGGAAGAGUAAACUUGAGUGUUGGGAAUGUCCAUAACAUUAUUAACAACAAGUUGCAGUAAACAAAACUUGUGCAAGAUGGGUGCCCUAGACAACUCACAGACGCUCACAAAGAAACCAGGCUUCAAAUCAGUCAUCAGUUGA